This is a messenger RNA of Daldinia caldariorum, 1974 nucleotides long. Its product is annotated as camp-dependent protein kinase regulatory subunit. Gene Ontology annotation, biological process: regulation of protein phosphorylation. Gene Ontology annotation, cellular component: nucleus; cAMP-dependent protein kinase complex. Bases 1 to 1365 code for a protein of 454 amino acids. The record is from RefSeq and is a predicted model, not a curated record. Gene Ontology annotation, molecular function: cAMP-dependent protein kinase regulator activity. The transcript has 3 exons. NCBI's taxonomy places the organism in Eukaryota, Fungi, Ascomycota, Sordariomycetes, Xylariales, Hypoxylaceae.
AUGGCUCUGCCUAUUGCUUACCAAAGAGAAAUAGAAACACUUGACAAUCAAGUCCGGUUAAGAAAUCCGCCAGAUAUCCUACAGUUUUGCUCCGAAUAUUUCCUUCGUCGUCUCGCCGACGAACGCGCUACUUAUCUCAAAACGCGAGGCGCUUCCUCACUCAAUAGAACCUACGCUAUGUCUGGAACUACAUUCACGAGCCCUUUCGCGGCGAACUCUAACCCAUUCAAUAACGGUGGGGCUAAAUCCGAGUCUGGCAGAAGCACACCGCCAGGUUUACUAAAUGUGGUUGAGGAGGACGAGAACGAUACUAUCACAUCCCCCACAACACCUGCUUCCUUCCGUGGCCCCUUCGGUGGCUCCUUAGACGGAUCGCUAGACGGGCCUCCCUCCAUAAUGAGAACCCCGCCAAAUCCUGAUAGUUAUCCAGCCCAGUAUAACUUUGGCCGUCGCACCUCAGUUUCUGCCGAAUCGCUGAAACCUGUGGCAGAUGUUAAUGACAACUGGACCCCGCCGUCCUACCCUAAAACGAGCGAGCAGCUCGAGAGGUUGAAGAAGGCUAUCGAAGGGAACUUCCUGUUCAGUCACCUGGAUGAUGAGCAAAAUGAUCUGAUUUUAGGCGCUCUGCAGGAGAAACCAAUCCCCGCAAAGGAUAUCAAGGUUAUUACCCAAGGUGAUGCGGGUGACUACUUUUAUAUCGUCGAGAAGGGUUCUUUCGACGUAUAUGUCAACGAUGCGGGCUCACUUCAGCCCGGUCCUGACGGGAUGGGUAACAAGGUGGGAAUCAUACAGGCUGGGGGCUCUUUCGGUGAGCUAGCCUUGAUGUAUAAUGCGCCGAGAGCCGCGACUGUCAUUUCGGCCGAGCCUGGUUGCACAUUAUGGGCGCUUGAUCGCGUUACGUUCCGACGGAUUCUUAUGGAGUCCACAUUCGCACGUAGGCGUUUGUACGAAAGCUUCUUAGAAGAGGUACCACUUCUCUCUUCUCUCACACCCUAUGAGAGGUCAAAGAUCGCCGAUGCGUUAGAGACCAAGAAGUUCCCCAAGGGCUACACGAUUAUCAAGCAAGGGGAUAUUGGUAACUCAUUCUUCCUCCUGGAAGACGGCGAGGCAGACGCUUUCAAGGACGGGUGUUCAGAGUCAGUAAAGCACUAUAAAAAGGGUGAUUUCUUCGGUGAGCUCGCGCUCUUAGAUGAUAAGCCCCGUGCUGCGAACGUCAUUAGUGCUACUGAGGUCAAGGUUGCGACUCUAGGCAAAAGUGCGUUUCAGAGAUUACUUGGUCCUGUCGAGGGCAUCAUGAGAAGGACCAAAUACGUGGGUGUUAAGUCAGGGGUCGAAGACGCUGACCCACUAAACGGAACAUAUUAAUCAACUGCGCAUUUUCAAAGUAUAGGCAGUGGAAAUUAGACAAGACAUAUGAUACUAGGAAAGGGGGCAGUUUAGACGACGGAUGGCAGCAUUCAUUUCGGAGGAGGCGUUCUCGGAAUUACCCUCGUUUUCCGUAUUAAAUAGGACUUAUGAUAGCUUUUGAUACCGCAACAGAGGCGUUUUACCUACUAGAAAUUUUUCCUCUCGCAAUUUAGCUAAAGUUUUAUGAUUUCCCAAGCGAGUCAGUAUCAUGUUUCCUCUAAUCCCAGCCUUAGCGCCUUCCGACCGCGUGCUUUUAAUCGAUAUUCCUUUGAUUGUUCUUCUAAAUUUCGCGAUAAAUUCACCCCUCUUUGUUUUUCAAGGACUUGCUGCCUCAGUCCCUCAGUAGCAAUCUCGGUUUCGAGAACCCUACCGACACCACGUCUCCAAGCUUCGUCCAACCCCUUCAGUUCGCCACCAACCUCAUCCUGUACGCGCUGACGUUGGAUGUUGACGAGGUCAAUCUCUUUCUUGGUGGAAUCGAGCUCGCGCUCAAGGUCUCUCAGCUCGGCCUCAAGCUGCCAGUUACCAACCAGCCAGGCGUUCUUGCCGAAGCUGUCGAGAAGCUGC